Messenger RNA from Cooperia oncophora, 1176 nucleotides. The record is from the annotation of a GenBank genome assembly. NCBI's taxonomy places the organism in Eukaryota, Metazoa, Nematoda, Chromadorea, Rhabditida, Trichostrongylidae.
AUGCACGUCGGACGUAAUCCUACGGUUCUCAGCUUGUAUCGUGAUCUCCUGCGUUACUCGAAGACGCUGAAGUACACUGAUCGGGACUAUUUCACUUCGAGAGUUCGCGAAGCUUUCGAGCGUAGCAAACGAGAUUCGCCAGCAACUUCUAUGCACAAUUUUAAUACCAUGGUUUGCGUGCUAGGUAUUGAAGGGUCAGCGAAUAAGAUUGGGGUUGGCAUAAUACGAGACGGUGAAGUGCUAUCUAACCCACGUGCAACUUUCCAUGCACCACCUGGUGAAGGUUUCCGACCGAGCGAAACAGCACAACACCAUCGUCAACAUAUCCUAAAGAUACUCAGCAAAGCUCUCGAUGAGGCCGGUAUCAAGGAACCUGAGAAGGAAAUUGAUGCAAUUGCGUACACCAAAGGGCGCAAGGAUCGGGAGCACCUAUUACAGGUUUGGUGUGGCAUGGUUGCACGCACACUAUCUUUGUCGUGGUCUUUGCCACUGAUUCCCGUCAAUCACUGCAUCGGUCACAUUGAAAUGGGUAGACUCAUAACUGGUGCAGAUAAUCCUGUGGUACUGUCAUCUCUUAUUCGCAUAAACAGAUAUCGUGUGUUUGGAGAGACCAUAGAUAUUGCUGUUGGUAACUGUCUUGACCGGUUUGCUCGAGUCGUUAAACUUCCGAACGAUCCCAGCCCAGGGUAUAAUAUAGAACAAGCAGCCAAGAAAGGAAAGAAACUCCUGGAUUUGCCGUAUACAGUGAAAGGAAUGGACGUUUCAUUUUCUGGUAUACUUUCCACGAUCGAGAGCAAAGCGCCACAGGUUUUAGCAUCAGGAGAGUUCACCGUCGAAGAUCUCUGCUUUUCUCUGCAAGAGACGGUGUUCGCAAUGCUGGUGGAAAUAACGGAAAGAGCAAUGGCGCAUACAGGAAGCAGAGAGCUGCUCAUUGUUGGAGGAGUUGGAUGCAAGCAAGAGACUGCAGUACCUCAGGAAAUGGCGAGUUCUAUGUGCGCUGAGCGUGGUGCCCACCUCUUCGCCACAGACGAACGUUUCUGCAUUGACAACGGGGCGAUGAUAGCGCAAGCUGGGUGCCUUAUGCAUGAGGCAGGGCUCAAAUGCGAGCUGGAAAAAUCCACGAUCACUCAACGUUAUCGUACUGAUGAUGUCAACGUUUGUUGGAGAGACAAAUAA